AUGGAGCGGAAAGGUGAGCAGUGGAGGGGCCUCCGCCACGAGGGGCAACGGCCUCCGGGGCGAGGCCGGGGUCAGUGCCGGGAGCUUUGCCUAACGGCCGUGGUCCAGUCCCUGGGCGUGAGGCGCCCCUCCAUUGAAGUGGCGACGCUCCUCACCCCCCGACGCUGUGCUGCGGGUCCGCGCCCCUCAGCCGGGGCGUCCUCCCGCGCCGGCCGUCACCGCCCCUUGUUCCGUGCCAGGCCGGCCCGAAUCUUGCGGCAACCGCAGAGCCUAGCCUUCGGCGGGCAAGGGAGACCCACGCCUACCAGCCCCCUUACGCGGCCCGAGCCCCCUCCGGUGCAUUCCGCCUGGUCGCUGCUCGGUACCCCGUGGGCCGCUCGCCCCCCGGCCGACCGCCUUGCCGAAACAGCGGCGCUUGCUCCGGAGCGUCCCCCGAGGCAGGCCCCGCAAUGGGGCCUGGCACCCCUCUUAGGUUUCCACCCUCACCUUGGUCGCCUGCUUUUCUCCACAUUCGCCCUUCAUCAAUCCCUCUCUUCUGCAGUGCUUGCGCUCCAGGCCCGAAAGAAAAGGACCAAGGCCAAGAAGGACAAAGCCCAAAGGAAAUCUGAAACUCAGCACCGAGGCUCUGCUCCCCACUCUGAGAGUGAUCUACCGGAGCAGGAAGAGGAGAUCCUGGGAUCUGACGAUGAUGAGCAGGAGGAUCCCAAUGAUUAUUGUAAAGGGGGUUAUCAUCUUGUGAAAAUUGGAGACCUGUUCAAUGGGAGAUAUCAUGUAAUCCGAAAACUGGGCUGGGGACACUUCUCAACAGUAUGGUUGUCAUGGGAUAUCCAGGGAAAGAAGUUUGUGGCAAUGAAAGUAGUUAAAAGUGCUGAACAUUAUACCGAAACGGCACUUGAUGAAAUCCGGUUGCUGAAGUCAGUUCGAAAUUCAGAUCCCAAUGAUCCAAAUAGAGAAAUGGUUGUUCAACUACUAGAUGACUUCAAAAUAUCAGGAGUUAAUGGAACCCAUAUCUGCAUGGUGUUUGAAGUUUUGGGGCAUCAUCUGCUCAAGUGGAUCAUCAAGUCAAAUUAUCAAGGGCUUCCACUGCCUUGUGUCAAAAAAAUUAUUCAGCAAGUAUUACAGGGUCUGGAUUAUUUACACACCAAGUGCCGUAUCAUCCACACUGACAUUAAACCAGAAAACAUAUUAUUAUCAGUGAACGAGCAAUACAUUCGGAGGCUGGCUGCAGAAGCAACAGAAUGGCAGCGAUCUGGAGCUCCUCCACCUUCUGGAUCUGCAGUCAGUACUGCUCCCCAGCCUAAACCAGCUGACAAAAUGUCAAAGAAUAAGAAGAAGAAAUUGAAGAAGAAGCAGAAGCGCCAGGCAGAAUUACUAGAGAAGCGAAUGCAGGAAAUUGAGGAAAUGGAGAAAGAGUCGGGCCCUGGGCAAAAAAGACCAAACAAGCAAGAAGAAUCAGAGAGUCCUGUUGAAAGACCCUUGAAAGAGAACCCACCUAAUAAAAUGACCCAAGAAAAACUUGAAGAGGCAAGUACCAUUGUCCAGGAUCAAACACUUAUGGAACGUGGUGUAGAGGGUGGUGCAGCAGAAAUUAAUUGCAAUGGAGUAAUUGAAACCGUUAAUUUUACUGAGAACAGUAAUAAAGAGACAUUGAGGCUUAAAGAGGAUCUACAUAAUGCUAAUGACUCUGUCAUCCAAAAUUUGAAGCAGGAACCUAGUUUCCUAAGCUCACAAAAUGGAGACAGCAGCACAUCUCAAGAAAUAGACUCUUUUACACCCAUAGUCUCUGAGACAUCAGAUACCAUGGUGUGCCAGUCUUCUACAAGUGUAGACCAGGACAUCAGCCAACUUCAAGAAAGCAUCCGGGCAGAAAUACCUUGUGAAGACGAACAAGAGCAGGAACCGAAUGGACCACUGGACAACAAAGGAAAAUCCACUGCUGGGAAUUUUCUUGUUAAUCCCCUAGAACCAAAAAAUGCAGAAAAACUUCAAGUGAAGAUUGCUGAUCUUGGAAAUGCCUGUUGGGUGCAUAAACAUUUCACGGAAGAUAUUCAGACAAGGCAAUAUCGCUCUUUGGAAGUUCUGAUAGGAUCUGGCUAUAAUACUCCUGCUGACAUUUGGAGCACCGCAUGUAUGGCCUUUGAACUGGCUACAGGUGACUAUUUGUUUGAACCUCAUUCAGGAGAAGAGUACACUCGAGAUGAAGAUCACAUUGCAUUGAUCAUAGAACUUCUGGGGAAGGUACCUCGCAAGCUCAUUGUGGCAGGAAAAUAUUCCAAGGAAUUUUUCACCAAAAAAGGUGACCUGAAACACAUCACGAAGCUGAAACCAUGGGGCCUUUUUGAGGUUCUAGUAGAGAAGUAUGAGUGGUCUCAGGAAGAGGCAGCUGGCUUCACAGAUUUCUUACUGCCCAUGUUGGAGCUGAUCCCCGAGAAGAGAGCCACCGCUGCCGAAUGUCUCCGGCACCCCUGGCUCAACUCCUAA
This is a messenger RNA of Orycteropus afer afer, 2481 nucleotides long. It is a transcript of the gene SRPK1, whose product is annotated as SRSF protein kinase 1. Lineage: Eukaryota; Metazoa; Chordata; Mammalia; Tubulidentata; Orycteropodidae. The coding region runs from base 1 to 2481 and encodes 826 amino acids. The record is from RefSeq and is a predicted model, not a curated record. Gene Ontology annotation, molecular function: protein kinase activity; ATP binding. Gene Ontology annotation, biological process: spliceosomal complex assembly; protein phosphorylation; regulation of mRNA processing. The transcript has 15 exons.